Messenger RNA from Mucor velutinosus, 1140 nucleotides. RefSeq lists its product as uncharacterized. The transcript has 4 exons. The coding region runs from base 1 to 1140 and encodes 379 amino acids. Lineage: Eukaryota; Fungi; Mucoromycota; Mucoromycetes; Mucorales; Mucoraceae. Gene Ontology annotation, molecular function: oxysterol binding. Gene Ontology annotation, cellular component: intracellular membrane-bounded organelle; membrane; cytosol. The record is from RefSeq and is a predicted model, not a curated record.
AUGCCCGAGGCCAACAGAAUCAACUCUAUUCCAGCUGAUCAGAAAUCGAGCUUCACCUCUUUUCUCAAGACGUUGUCUUCGUUUACUGGAGAUUUAUCGCAAUUGACGUGCCCUAGUUUCUUUUUGGCUCCUGAAAGUUUGUUGGAAUACUCGUCCUAUUGGGCUGAUCAACCUGACCAUUUGGCAAGUGCAGGUAAUGGUGUGACAGAGGAGGAGCGUUUCUACAACGCCAUUAAAUGGUUCAUCACUGCACUGAAUGGCUCUUUUACCAGCCGUGUGCCUGCUGGCGAAUGGGAAAAGAAGCCAUUUAAUCCAAUUCUUGGGGAGCAGUUUUUCUGUCAAUGGGAAAAUGGCACUCGAGCCAUCUGCGAGCAGGUAUCUCAUCAUCCUCCUGUAUCCGCUUUUAUCAUUGAAAAUGAAGCAUCUGGUGUUUCCAUCACUGUCAAUGAUGCCCAAAAGACACGGUUUUCCGGGACACAGAUGUUGGUGGAUCAGAUUGGCUAUUGUAUGCUCGAGAUGAAGCAGCAUGGUGAAAAGUAUCUCUUUUCACUUCCUAGUAUUUCGGUACAGGGUAUCUGGUACGCAGCCCCCUAUGUUGAAUUGUUUGGCACAUCCUACAUUCAGUCCUCUACGGGCUUCCAUGCUGCAAUCGAGUAUACUACAAAGGGCUGGAUUUACGGCGAGAUGCAUCAUUUCAAAGCAACUGUUAGCCAUAUCUCACAAGUAAAGACACCCACCGUCAUUGAGGGUCAAUGGUCAGGCAAAUCAACCCUAAAAAAAGAUAACCAAGCCGCUCAACCUUUUCUUGAUGUCAAGGAGAAAGCUAGGCCGCCUGUUCUUGUCAAACCCAUUUCCGAGCAAACAGACAUGGAAUCUCAAAAGAUAUGGCAAAAAGUAUCUGAGGCUCUUAAGGCAGGCGACUACGCUACAGCAUCUGCUGAAAAGACCAGAAUCGAGAACGAACAACGGGCCAUUCGCAGGGAGCGUGGCGACGAAGACACAUGGCAACCUAAAUACUUUGAAAAGCUGUCCUCUGCAGAGCUAUUUGGUGAUUUGAAGGACUUUAUUACCAUUUACAGCAACAACAAAUUUGUCAAUACCUUUGACGAGUAUUCAUGGCGUUUCGUCAGAGAUCGCUAA